CCUGCUGACUGUCAGUUUUUAGCAAUAACAAAAGUUUUUUUCAUUGGGCAGUGGAAUAUUUUUGCGCCCAAUUCGCAACACAAAAAGAAUUGACGCAUAAUAAUGCUGUUAACAUGCCAAACAGACAAUUGAAACCAACAAACGUUUUAGUUGAAUAUGUAGCAUUGGCGUUGUGAGUGUACUGGACAAUGGCGUCAUAGUUUCCUUUGUUGUUAUUUUCAUAGGGGCAUAAACAUCGAAAUAGAAUAAGGUGAACUACGUUAAAUAAUUGCCUGCUUCAUGCAAUUGACACUUGUGUGCGUGAACUUGUGUGUGUGCUUAUAAAUAUAUUGUUUUUGCAGUUGUCACCUGUAGAAAGCUGAAACGCAGAAAUCUUUUCUAAUUAAGUGGACCAGUAAUAGGAAAACAAUUUAAUAAUUAAAUAUAUGCAACAGCAGCUGUUGCUGUUUAUUAUAUGGCAUUGGACUUUUACCUGCAAUGGAUCCGCAAAAGAUAACUGAACUGGCCAGUUUGCUACGCAAAAAUGGAGACAAAAUCCUGAGCUCCGAAUUUACGUUGACUUUAUCAGGGCCCCUGCUUCGCGCUUUGAAUGACUCCUUCACGUUGAUUGCUGAUAGCGAUAUUGGAUUUGUCACUGGAUUGGGCACAUCCCAGCAAAACUCGCCGGCAUUCCAGGUGGUUAAACCCAUCAAUGCCAAGUCCAGUGUGUUCCCAGAUCUACAGCUGCUGCAUGAUUUCGUGCAAAAGACAACGCUGCUGAAGCUCAAUUAUUUUCCGAGCGAGCAUUACUUUGAAGGUGCUAUAGACAUUUGUAAGUUUCGAGCGUUGCGUCGUCUGGAGGUGCACAAAAUCAACAUAUGCCAAGUGGUGGGCAUACAGGCACUUCGCUCCCAGCUGCAGCAUUUGAUAUGUGUCAAGAGUCUGAGCAGUGUCGAGGAUAUCAUAACACGUUGUGGUGGCGACAACUCGAAUGGCUUCGUUUGGAAUGAAUUGCAGUCGGCUGACUUUAGCUACAACAAUCUGCGUGGCAUUGACACAGCUCUGGAGUUUGCUCAGCACUUGCAGCAUCUGAAUUUGCGACACAAUAAGCUAAGUAGCGUAACAGCCAUCAAGUGGCUGCCGCAUCUAAAGACACUUGACCUAAGCUACAACUGCCUCACGCACUUGCCAAUGUUUCACGCGGAGGCCUGCAAACGAUUGCAGUUGCUCAACAUAAGCAACAACUAUGUGGAGGAACUGCUGGACAUGACCAACCUGGAUGCACUAACCAAUAUGGACCUCUCCGACAACUGUCUUCUGGAGCAUACGCAGCUGUUACCGCUGAGCGUUUUAAUGAAACUCACCACACUCAAUUUACAGGGUAAUCCCUUGGCCUGCCACCCCAAACACCGUCUAGCCACGGCUCAGUAUCUGCACAAGAAUACGGCCACUGUAAAGUUUGUGCUAGACUUUGAGCCAAUGUCCAAGGCAGAGAAGGCAAUAACGGGCACCCAACAGCUGCGCUUUGUGUCAAGUACUGGUCAUCGACUGACCAGCAGUCGCAUAUCCAUAAAUACCUCGCGUGACUCCGUCAAUACACCGGCAUCUAGUGUUGGCUCACAGCGAUCGUUGUCAGUCAGAGGCAAGGAUUCAUCAUCGGAAACUGAGCAGGCAGCACCUGUUACACAAAUAAGCAAACGACGCGUGAAAAAGCUGCGUAAUGUGGAGAUUGCUGAACAUGGAGAUGAGAACGCACUAGAAGCAUCAACAAUAACUGUCCCAAUCGACACAAAUAGUGUAAUUCAGGGAGCAGAGAAGGAGACCACCGAUGGCAGUCACUUGGAGACAAAGAAACAAAUUGAGUCACUGCGUCUUAAAUACGGCAACGAGUGGCUGCAAUCCGGAAAUGCGGAGCUGAUGUUGGGCAUUGACACACCACAACCCAGCGAGCAGGAGCGUCAUGAUGCUCGUCAGCAAUUCAAUGAGUUCCUGGCCGAGUUCUCUACAUCUAAAACAGUUUCCAUGCAAAUUAGUUCCACGCCCACUCAGCACACCAGUUCUAAUGCAACACUGACACCUAUGAAAGCGAAUGGCAACAAUACAGAAACGAACGUUACACAGCAAACAAUUUACGAGUCUUGCGAUAAUAGCAUCGAGACACAAUAUGAGAGUAUGGACAACACAUUACAAUCGGAAGAACAGGAUCAACAGGAACCGGAGAAUGACAAGCACAAGAACGUGUUAUUUCUCUAUGGAAAAAGUGCAGAAGAGGAGGAACCAGUGUCUGACGUGGAGCCCGAUGAGAAGCUUUACAUUGUCUGCCAUGCGCACAAGGCCAGCGAGCCCUUGUUUCUUACCAUAUCCUCCAACUAUAUGCGCGAAAAGGAUACGCUAACUGAACGUACGAAAACGAAAUGGAGCAUCAAAGUCUUGGAGUCCUGUGAGAGGAUCAAAUCAAACACGCUGCGUAUCAAUUUUGAUACCAUCCAAAAGGACAAACAAGAGCGUAUUUAUUGCGUAGAGAACGCACUGUGUCAGGAAAUCGAAAAGAAAUUGCGUGACAUUCUAUCGCAGCGCGAUCUUACCGAUAUGAACAUUACCAUCUACAGCUGCAUUAAUUGUGGCAUUAAGUUCACCAGAGAACGUAAAAACAAGACAUAUAAGACAGCCGAGCUGCGUUGUCCAGAUUGCCGAAGUGUAUUUGUGGCGGAGGUAAACGAUGAGUCUGGCUCUUUGGACAAGCCCAAGGUGUCUGCUCCGGAGCCGAAGCUGUCGCCAGCUCUGAUUGUCGGGGAAUCGCCAGUGAGCACGCCACUGGCUCUGCAGUCCAAGGAGGAUAACCAAAGUAUUGUGGGCAACAACAGGCUCAUCGCUAAUAACACACCCAAGCGUAGGAGUUUGAUGCAAACCACAAAAAGUUCGGCCAAUUCGCUAAAUGAAAGCAGCUCCUGCUCGAAGAUAACCAAUUCGCAGUGCUCCUUUGACUCCAAUCAGUCUGUGGUAGGCAGCUCGAAUACGGAUCGUGACUUGGAGUUUCGUGCCAAUGAAAGUGAUGUGGACAUUAUCUCUAAUCCGAGCCAGUCCAGCAUUGAGGUGCUGGAUCCGAACUGUGUGCAAAGCGCCAGUCGCAAGACCUCUGAGGAGCGGCGUAUUUCACAAACUCCCAAUCUGGAAACCAUCGACGAUGACGUCAGCCAAACACAUAGUUUCAUGGAACGUGAAUUUGGUCAGAUACUGGCUGCCAGAACAAAGCCAUCGACAGAGGAAUCCUUAAUUUCGACAACGAAUGAGGAUACAAUGCCGAAGGCCAAAGCAUUGGCUCACGUCCAGCUGACCGAGAGCAGCUCAUCGGGUUCGGUGACCGAUAGUAUUUGCACUACCUACGAGCAACAAGGAAAACAGCAGCAGUCACAGGAGAAGAUUCAAGCGUCGACAUCAAGUGAAUCCGACGCUCUACACAAUAUGCUGAUUGCCGAAUCCAGUGGCAGCUCUAGUCAUACUGACAACCACAACAAUAACAACAAUGUUUUGACAGGUGUAAAUAGCAAUGGACAGCUGAAGAUGGCCGAAGAUGCUGGAUUAUCUUCCGUAUUUGGAGCACUCUUUCAAUCGACGAACGUGCUGAUGUCCAGUUCAAAGAAGCUCAUCGAAUCGGAGGCUAGUUCAAGCGGAGUCCAGCCGUACAAGUUCAACUAUAGCGACUUUAAUGAUAUUGACCACCGGCUGAAGCUUUAUUUUUAUCAGAGCAAAUUCAAGGAGGUCGGAGAGCACUUCAAAUGGCUGGCCAAGGGUAGGAUUUACAAUGAGCAAACACAGACGCUGCGCGAUGGUUUGUUGGUAAUAUCCACCUGCAAGUGCUACCUCAUGGAGGCAUAUGCACCGCCACAGGAUGAUGUAUCCAAGUGGUUGCGUCAGGUGAUUAGCGUUACAGUCAAUCGCUUGACGCGUACUCAGUGCCUGCCCUGGAAAUUGGGAUUGUCCUUUUCUUUGCGGGAGUGGGGCAACUUUGUACUUCUGUUGCAGGAUAUGCUGCGCACAGACAGUUUGCUGUUGUACCUGGCAGAUAACCCACUGCCGUCCGAGUGUGAGAUGAUCCAGGAACCAUCGGAUGCAGUGCGUCAACGGCUGUGUUCAUUGGUCUCUGAACCGCUGAAGAUGUGUGCAGUGCUUAGUGGCUGCCAGUGGAUAUGUGGCCAGGACAAACGCAACUUUGAAGUCUGUACGUUGCUCACUUCCGAUACACAAUUGUAUAUCGCUGGCAAUGGAAGAUUCAAUUGGCUGGCAAUCAAUGAAGAGCAGCCGCCGCAUCUGGAACUUACGCUUACACAGCAGAUGAGUAACAUUGUAGAGGUGGAACGAAUCACGGACUGCGAGUACAAAGUUAACUUCCUGGACGAAACAAAGAACCAAUGCGAACUGUGGCAUGUGCAGUUUGAGACACCAGCGAAUGCCGAGUGCUGUCUAAAUGUUAUUGGUAAAUCCUGGGAACAUCUUUUUGGCGUGCCCUUUAGCUAUUCCGGAACGUAGUAUUCAUUAUCUUAUCAGGGACCAAUUUAUAUUGCUUCAUAUCUAAACAAAAAACUAUGUGCAAAGUUAAAAUUGAAUUGUGACCAUGUUUAUCUAAUGAUCUACAUACUUAUAUAUAUUGACUAUAUUAACAUAAUGUUAGCUUUAAAAACUGGACAUAUUUAUAUUUAGUUUUAGAAUUCUAAAAAUGGACAAUAUACAUUAUCAAGAAGCAAGUAAAAAAUGGUGCUUACCCACUAAUUGAAUGUGUAAUAUGUAUAUUUAUACGUUAUACUAGCUAUGAAAUAUUGAAGUCAUUGUAAAAUAAAACGAAGCAUUACGAAUAUGUAUGAAACAUAUAAAUGUUGAUAAGAAGUCAUAGUUAAGCCAAACAUUGCAAUAUGAUUUUGACUCAAUGUUAAGACUUUAAAAA
Molecule: messenger RNA, 4918 nt
Organism: Drosophila innubila
Lineage: Eukaryota; Metazoa; Arthropoda; Insecta; Diptera; Drosophilidae
Product: serine/threonine-protein kinase 11-interacting protein
Exons: 10
Coding region: 478-4506 (1342 amino acids)
Cellular component (GO): cytoplasm
Molecular function (GO): protein binding
Source: RefSeq, a predicted model, not a curated record